AUGAAGAUCAAGAAGCAGCACCGUAAAAAGAAGUAUCUUCACAAACUUAAUCGGAAACGAAUGCAUCUUAAACAACGAAGCACUGGCGAAGUUAAUUGUAAACCAAUAAAGGAUGCAUGGGAUUUUAAAAAGUCUUCGCUUCGUAACAUGAAAGAAAUGGGUCUUGCCAAUGAUCCCAAUAAAGUCAUAAAAAUCCCAAAUUUCAAACAAGAGAAAGUGAAACAAGCUAAGAAGAUAAUAAAUCAAGAAGAAUCUGACGAAGAUAGUGAGGAAGAGGAAGUAGUUCAACCAGUAGUAAAAAAGGAAGUAGUUGAAAUGUUAGAGAAAGAAGCUAGAGCUCCACGACCAAGGAGAUUCAUGUUGCCUAAAGGACAAGUUGAAUUUAUAACAUAUUUACUAGAUAAAUAUGGUCAUGAUUACAAAGCUAUGGAAAGAGAUAAGAAAAACUAUUACCAAGAGACCUGGAAACAGUUGAGAGCUAAAAUAAAAACAUUUAUGGGCAUUCCUAAACAGUAUGGGGAAUAUUUAGCUUCCAAAGGUUUACUUGACAAAGACGAUGAUGAUGAGGAAUUGAAGAAAAUAGCAAAAAGUUUAGUUGUUGAUGAUUAG
Spodoptera littoralis (African cotton leafworm) is the source of this 609-nucleotide messenger RNA. Lineage: Eukaryota; Metazoa; Arthropoda; Insecta; Lepidoptera; Noctuidae. The record is from the annotation of a GenBank genome assembly.